AAGUAUUAGAAAUAUACUUACCUACCUACAUAGGUUGAUAUUUAGUAGAAAAUUUACAAAUAAAUGAGAAAUUACAAACAUAAUUGCUCAAAAAUUCAAAGCUUUGGAUAGCUGAAUAGCAUGGUUUAAAUAAAUGAUGAGAUCCCUUAGUUAUCUUACAAAGAAAGAAAGCUGUAGAACCUAAAAUUUAUAGCAAUGGCUGAGUAAACUACUAAGUAAAAAGAUCAAAAGUAUUAAUAGUAAUUGCUAGAAUAUUAUAAUUAGCAUAAAGAUUUCAAAUUGAAGCAUAUUUACAAAGAUGUUGAAAACACAAUAAAUUAAAGGAAAGAUUUUUUAUUGCCCAAACUCUAGCUAGAAAAAAUAAAUUUAAUUCCGCCUCCAUAAGAUCUACAAACAUCACCUAGUAAGAGAAGAAAGAGAUAAUAUCAUUAUUUUGUCAAAAAUCCUAUUUCUAACUCAAUAAACCUCAAAGACUUAAGCACUAGAAGUAGCCAUUUUAACAAUAGCUAAUAUAUGAAUGAUAAAUUAGAUUAAACUGCUACUUAGAAGGAUUAAGUGUUUAAUUAACAUUCAAAAAAAUAGUUAGUUUUAAAUGAGCUAAACAAGCUUACUCAAGGACAAAUGAAAAUAAAUAAAAAAAUUUAAUUUAUUGAUAGCAAAAUAAAUGCAAUAAACGAAAGUGAUUUAUCUUCUGAAGAGUAAAAUCAGCAGCUACUGGAGACCUAAAAAUCAACUAUUUAGAGAUAAACUACUUAAGAAAAUGAAGAUAUCAAUUCAGAGGCAAUAAGAUAUAAUUUUACUUUUAGAGGCUCAGUUCAACAUAAUAAUAAUGAAGAUCAAUCGCCAAGCUAUAAAAGUAAAAUAAAUAGUUCCUUUUAGAAAGACAAAAUAGAGAAAGAAGAGAGCUCAUCUUCAGGUAAUAGUUCAUCUUCUUCAGAUGAUAGUGAGCUUCUUGAUUAAGAUGAUGGAGAAAAUCUAGAUACUGUUUCUUAAAAUCGAGAUAGUCUCUAGUCUAAUGCAAGUACUUAAAGUCAAUAAAAAUUAAAAAUGAUUUCAUAAAGAUUAUCAAUGCAGCAGUUUAUUAACAGCUAGAAUGCCUUAAUAAAAGAUUCUCAAAUCAAAGUCAAAUUAAAAAAAGUGGAUUAAAUAAAUGAAAAUAAAUAAAGUGAACAAGAAUAAAAUAAUUUUUCGUAAUAAAAAUAAACAAUACCUAAAAGUAUUUAUUAUAAGAACAAUGUUAUGGAAAACAAACCUCAGUAAAAUAUUUAACAAAAUAAUCAUUAGUAGCAUCAUUCACAGCCUGAAGGAUUUUCAAUAAACAACUCUGUAAUAAAUAGGAUGUUAAGAAGAUAAGCAUCUUAAGCUGUAAAAGAUCAUAAAGAAACUGCCUAGUAAAAUAACAACGGAUAGAUUGAUGAUUAGUAUUCUAUAGAAAACGAAAUAUCAAUAGACGAAUAUAGCAAAAUUAAAUAUAGAGAGAGACUAAAAAGUUUAACAGGGAAAUAAUUAGAAGAAAUAUAAAAAAUGUUGGAUUUUAAAAUGAAAUCACCAAAAAAAAGAUAGAGUGUGAUAUAAUAAGAAAAAAUUUAAACACUUAAUAAAAAGGAAUAAAAAGUCUAGAAGGAGUUAAAAAUUAACCAUAAAAAGCUCUAUCAUAUUGCAUUAAAAGUAAAAAAAUCCAAUUAACUUGAUGAUGAAUACAAAGAUAUAUCUGUCUUUAAAAGAAAUUUAGGCUACAGCUUGCCUAUAAUUCACACACUUAAAUAUUUUGAUGUAAACUCAGGACAAUAUAAAUAACUUUUAGGUAGAUCAUCGUUCAACGAGGAAGUAUAGCCAGAAUAUAACGAGUAUUAUCAUAUGUUAGAAAGUGAUAGCAAUGUCGAAUUAAAUAGUGAAUUAUGA
Molecule: messenger RNA, 1902 nt
Organism: Tetrahymena thermophila SB210
Lineage: Eukaryota; Ciliophora; Oligohymenophorea; Hymenostomatida; Tetrahymenidae
Exons: 4
Source: RefSeq, a predicted model, not a curated record